AUGACCAUAGACCGGACUUCGCACAGACUGGACCUCGCACAAAUUGGACCUCGCACAGACCGGACCUCGUACAGACUGGGCAUCGCACAAACUGAACCUCGCAUAGACUGGACCUCACACAGACUGGAUCUCACACAGACCGGACUUCGCACAGACUGGACCUCACACAGACUGGACCUCACACAGACUGGACCUCACACAGACCGGACCUCACACAGACCGGACUUUGCACAGACUGGACCUCGCACAGACUGGACCUCGCACAGACUAGACCUCGCACAGACUGGACCUCACAUAGACUGGUUGGUCCUCGCAUAG
Molecule: messenger RNA, 318 nt
Organism: Knipowitschia caucasica
Lineage: Eukaryota; Metazoa; Chordata; Actinopteri; Gobiiformes; Gobiidae
Source: the annotation of a GenBank genome assembly